Vigna umbellata (rice bean) is the source of this 1086-nucleotide messenger RNA. NCBI's taxonomy places the organism in Eukaryota, Viridiplantae, Streptophyta, Magnoliopsida, Fabales, Fabaceae. The record is from RefSeq and is a predicted model, not a curated record.
AUGGGCAGAUGCUGCAAGUGGAGGAUCUUUCUUAGACAGGGAGUGCAGGAAAUUGAUAAUGGUGCAGUUGAUGGAAAGAGGAUAGAUGAAAGAUUGAAUAAGCUAGAAAGCAAACUUGACGAGAUUGCAAGUUUGUUUAAAACCUCAACUCCACAAAUUGCUAAGAAGUGUGGAAUUUGCAUUUCAACUAACCAUUAUAUUGAUAAAUGUCCUAGCUUGGUGGAAACCACUGUGGAAAACCCAUCUCAAGCUUUUGCUACAAACAUGAUUGAAGGAAAUAGACCAUACCAAAAUUAUCAUGAUUCGUCCUCCAAUAGAUAUCAGCAAAACAAACAACCUUAUGUUCCACCUCAACGAAGGCAACAAUCUGAGCCUGAAAUGUCAAUGCAAGAUUUCAUGAAGACAAUACUUGAGCAAAAUUCAGAAAUCAAGAAAUCAAUUGUAGAGUUGACUCAGAGGGUGGAAAAAUUAGAGGCUAAGGAGUCAAAUAAAUUACCUGCACAAACAGUGAUCAACCCGCAAAAUUUAAGUGCUAUUAUUUUGAGAAUGGGUAAGCAAGUAGAAGGCCCUGAAGGAGCCCAAGAGGAUGAAGAUAAGGAGAAAGAAGGAGCGCAAAUUGAUGACAAUAGAGGAUCAAGUGAACCAUCACCUGAGACUACCACUGAUAAAUCCAGGUUAGUACCCUCUAACUCUUCUUCUAAAACUUCUUCUUCUUCUUAUUCUCCACCUCCUCCAUAUCCAAAUCGGUUGAAGCCGAGAAACAAAAAAAUGGAGGAAUUAGACCAAGAGAUUUUAAAUAUUUUCAAAAAGGUGGAGAUCAAUAUUCCUUUGCUAGAUGUUGUUAAGCAAAUUCCUAAAUAUGUCAAGUUUUUGAAAGAAAUUUGCACAAAUAGAAGGAGUUUUAGGGAUAAUGAGGUUGUGAAUUUGAGAAGAAAUGUGUCAAGUUUGAUUAAGAAGCAUAUUGAAAUACCGCGAAAAUGCAAGGAUCCAAGUACAUGUUUGGAGGCAACAAGCCAUAUCAGCAACACAAACAACCUUAUGUUCUACCUCAGCAAAGGCAACAAUUCCAAACUGAAAUGUCACUAG